This is a messenger RNA of Penicillium canariense, 1698 nucleotides long. RefSeq names its product epsin. Lineage: Eukaryota; Fungi; Ascomycota; Eurotiomycetes; Eurotiales; Aspergillaceae. Gene Ontology annotation, cellular component: plasma membrane; clathrin vesicle coat; endosome. The record is from RefSeq and is a predicted model, not a curated record. Gene Ontology annotation, molecular function: phospholipid binding; clathrin binding. The transcript has 4 exons. Gene Ontology annotation, biological process: actin filament organization; endocytosis. Bases 1 to 1698 code for a protein of 565 amino acids.
AUGUCCAAGGUCGUUCGCAGUGUCAAGAACGUUACAAAGGGAUAUUCCUCGGUGCAGGUAAAGGUCCGAAAUGCUACCAGCAAUGAUCCAUGGGGUCCGACGGGCACCGACAUGUCCGAGAUUGCGGCCAUGACUUUUGGGAGCCCGAACGAGUUCUAUGAGAUCAUGGACAUGAUUGACAAGCGCCUCAAUGACAAGGGCAAGAAUUGGCGCCAUGUGCUCAAAUCAUUGAAGGUGCUGGAUUACUGUCUGCACGAGGGAUCGGAGCUGGUGGUGACGUGGGCUCGGAAGAAUGUCUAUAUCAUCAAGACUUUGCGCGAAUUUCAAUAUGUCGACGAGGAAGGAAGGGAUGUCGGCCAAAAUGUUCGUGUGGCCGCAAAGGAACUCACCGCGCUGGUGUUGGACGAGGAUCGACUGCGCAGCGAACGAUCCGAUCGCAAGCUUUGGAAGACUCGUGUGAGCGGGCUCGACGAUGGCUAUGGAGGCGGAAGCGAGCCGUCUCGUCGGGAGCGCCGACGACCCCGUCGUGACGACGAGGACGAUACCGAAUACCGACUAGCGAUCGAAGCUAGCAAAGCUGAAGCUGAAGAGGAGCGUAAGCGACGGGCGAAGGAGUCCAUGAAAAUGGAGGAGGAUGAAGACCUGGCCAAGGCGAUUAAGCUUAGCCGGGAAGAAGAGGAUCUGCGGAAGCGUGAGCUGGAGGAAAGCAACGCGCACUCGCUCUUCGAUGAAACCCCAGCCCAGGUUCAGCCCACCGGGUUCAACCAGGGCUACCAGCAGCAGGGUGCGGUGGAUUGGUUCGGAAACCCGAUCAAUGUGCAGCAGCCCAUGACAACGGGCUUCUUGAACAACCAGUAUGCGCAACCGACUGGGUUCCAGGGUCAGCCGACGGGUAUGGCCAACCCUUACACCAAUGGCUACCAGCAACAGCCCUCUGCUUUCGACCAGAACCCCUACGGGCAACCCCAGAACAACUUCUUGCAGCCGCAGGCUACCCUCCAACCCCAGCACACCGCAUAUCACGCCAACAAUCCCUAUGGACCUCCCGAUGUCUUUGGACAGCAACCUCCACAGCAGCAGCAACAACCGCAGGAGAACUAUCAGUCCGCUGGAAGCAACAACCCCUGGACUGGAAACCAGCCUGCUGAUGCAUUAAAGCCCAUGCCGACUGGCUCGAACAACCCAUUCGCUCAACGCACCCAGUCCCAGUUUACCAACCAGGGCCCGCCUAAGCCAGGGCCACCAUCCCUCAACACCCUGGCCGAAGACCGUACCACAAAUCAGUUCAACCAUAACAACCAGUAUAACACCAACCAAUUCAGCCAGCAGCCCAGUCAGCAGAACCCCAUCGCCGCCUUCCAAGCCCCACAGCCGUCAAAGAGCACCCCGCCCCAGCCCGCAAACCCUCACCACGCACGCCUCAAUGCCCUCCUUUCAUCGGGCGAGGGCCAGGAUACCUUUGGUAACGUCGGCGAUCUUCGUAUCCCUGCGCAGCACACGGCUCCGGGCACGUUCGUUAACUCUGCCGGCCAGGGUUUGGAUCGUCUGCACGCCGCGCAGACCGGCAACAAUCCAUUCUUCGGUCAGCAGUAUACCGGCGUGCCCCAGCAGACCGGGUAUUUGCAGCAGCCUGCCAGCAACCCAUGGGGCGCCCAGCAACGACCGCAGCAGCAUGGCGGUAGCCUGAUUGAUCUGUAG